This is a messenger RNA of Chrysochloris asiatica (Cape golden mole), 1272 nucleotides long. It is a transcript of the gene VSTM4, whose product is annotated as V-set and transmembrane domain containing 4. The record is from RefSeq and is a predicted model, not a curated record. NCBI's taxonomy places the organism in Eukaryota, Metazoa, Chordata, Mammalia, Afrosoricida, Chrysochloridae. The transcript is spliced from 9 exons. Bases 1 to 1272 code for a protein of 423 amino acids.
AUGACUGAUAUUCUGAACAGAAGUGUCUGUGAGGAUGAGAAACUCUCCUACAAGUUUGCAAAAAAAGGGAAUGUGGGAGGGGAGUUACCCCAAGCAGAUGACUUUAGGCAGGAAAUGUUUCAAGCCAGUUUUAUGACAAUGGGCAAGGGACCCAGCAGCCCUCGCAGGCGGGGCACGGCGGCGCUAGGGGCCCGGGGGCGGGUGCCGGGCUGGGGCGGGGCGGGCUCCUCAGGGGCGGACCUAGGAAGGGCGCCUGGCUGCGCCGCGUCGCUGUGCCUGGCUGUGGCCGUGGCCGUGGCCGUGGCCGGGGAGAUGCGGCCCCUGGCCUGGGCGACGGCCGUGCUGCUGGCUUGGGCCCCAGUUCCUGAAGUCUGUGGGGCCCUCAACGUCACUGUUUCUCCAGGGCCUGUGGUGGACUUCCUGGAAGGGGACAAUGCCACUCUUUAUUGCCAUGUGUCCCAGAAGCGCCGGAGAGACAGCCUGUUGGCUGUGCGCUGGCUCUUUGCAUUAUCGGAUACCCAGGAAACGUUGAUGAUUAAGAUGACCAAGCUGAGUGUGGUGCAGUAUUACGGCAAUUACAGCCGCAGGGUCAACAGGCAGAGGCUGCACCUCCUUGAAGAACAGCGUGGGGCACUGUACAGGCUCUCGGUGUUGAUCCUCCGGUCCACGGAUCAGGGCCACUACAUCUGCAAAGUCCAGGAAAUUAGCAGGCACAGAAAUAAAUGGAUGGCAUGGUCCAAUGGCUCCUCAGCUACGGAAAUGAGAGUGAUUACCGUAAAAUCUUCUGAAGAUUCGUCUUUUGGGAAAAACAAAGAGGCCUGGGCUAUUUUUCAAGAUCUCUACGUGUAUGCUGUCCUCGUGUGCUGUGUUGGGAUCAUCAGCAUUCUUCUGUUCACUUUGAUUAUCAUCUGGCAGUCAUUGUUCAACAAAAAGAAAUCCCGAGUGAAACAUUAUUUGGUGAAAUGUCCUCAGAACAGCUCAGGGGAGACUGUCACCAGUGUGACUAACUUGGUCCCAGUGCAGCCCAAGAAGGGCAAGCGGAGGAAGGAGAAGGCUGAUGUUCCUCCAGCAAUUCCAGCUAAAGCACCAAUAGCCACCACCUUCCAUAAGCCGAAGCUGCUGAAGCCUCAGAGGAAAGUCACGCUGCCAAAAAUUGCUGAGGAAAGCUUGACCUACGCAGAGCUGGAGCUGAUUAAACCCCACCAGAAAACCAAGGGCCUCCCCACCAGCACGGUCUAUGCCCAGAUUCUCUUUGAGGAGAACAAGUUGUAA